AUGAAGACCACCGCUGUCUCACUGCUGCUGUCCGCUGGCAUAGCCACGGCCAGCCCCCUCGCUCCCCGCUCCGGUGGAGUCCAGGGUUUUGAUAUUUCCAGCUAUCAGGGCACCGUCGACUUCUCCGGAGCUUACAGCUCGGGAGCCCGCUUUGUGAUCAUCAAGGCCACCGAGGGCACCAGCUAUAUCGACUCGGAGUUUUCCAGCCACUAUGAGGGUGCGACCAGCGCAGGUCUGAUCCGUGGAGGCUACCACUUCGCCCACCCGGACGACAGCUCCGGUGCGGACCAGGCCACCUACUUCCUCGCACACGGUGGCGGCUGGACCAAUGACGGCCAGACCCUGCCGGGCAUGUUGGACAUUGAAUAUAACCCGGACGGCUCCGAGUGCUACGGGCUGAGCGCAUCCGACAUGGUCUCCUGGAUCUCGGACUUUGGCGAGACGUAUAACAGCAAGACCGGUCGAUACCCUAUGAUCUACUCGACGGCUGACUGGUGGAGCACCUGCACUGGUGAUAGCACCGCCUUCAGCACCGACUACCCGCUGGUGCUGGCGCAGUAUGCCAGCUCCAUCAGCACCGUGCCCGGUGGCUGGCCCUACCAGAGCUUCUGGCAGAACGCCGAUAGCUACACCUAUGGUGGUGAUUCCGACAUCUGGAACGGCGACUCGGACUCGCUCUCCACCUUCGCCAAGGGCUAG
Molecule: messenger RNA, 699 nt
Organism: Penicillium riverlandense
Lineage: Eukaryota; Fungi; Ascomycota; Eurotiomycetes; Eurotiales; Aspergillaceae
Product: lysozyme
Exons: 2
Coding region: 1-699 (232 amino acids)
Biological process (GO): cell wall macromolecule catabolic process; carbohydrate catabolic process; peptidoglycan catabolic process
Molecular function (GO): lysozyme activity
Source: RefSeq, a predicted model, not a curated record